AUGUCGACAGAGUCUUUUGCUGGAGCCCGUCACAAGAGAGAUGAAGUCGCUGAGGCAGUGCAUUCAAGUGAGCGGUGCAAGAAGAGAGAAGUUUCAAAAGAGAAUGAAGGGGGAGGCAUGCGUCCGUUGCCCCUGGUAUUUCCUACAGCCUCGUGGUCAUCUUAUCACCCAAGCGACUUAGACAGUAGCUACAGCGAAGGCUCUUCCAAAACAAUCAACUCCACAAUUUAUUCGCAUUCCGACAACUCGGCAUAUGAGGAUGCUUCCGAAGGUGAGCCCACCGGAGCUUCCUCUCGGCCUUCUACCAUCUUAUCGCUCUCCCGCAGCCGCGAUAACGACGCAAGUCCACACAACGGCGCCCAUCCCCAACGAACUAAACGCCGAAGGCUUGCAAUAAGGCGCAGCGCGUUCAAACCCUGGGGACUUGCCGCCUCCAGACGCAGCAGAACACCGGAGAGGGCCAACGCCCUGCUGUAUUUGGCCCUAGCGGAUCCCGCUCUGUCAACCGCCGCGCUGCUUGCCACAGAGGGGAAGACCCAGAGAAGCCUGAAUGCGUUUUCUGAAAAAGAAGAGCGCGAGAGGGAGUCGGAUCUCCUCUCCCUGUCUACGCUGCUUGGCUUGGGGUGUAUAAUAUUAUUUGUGGCGUUUGUCAUUGGCUUCGGUGUCGGGUGCGCCCUUGUGCGCCCCCGACCUUUUAGAGGGAAAGCAGUUUUAUCAGUCCUCCCCCUGCCGAGCCGGAUGCAGAUCACUGUGUGGGAAAAAGAAGACCGUUCGGGGUCUUGGGGUUUUCACGAAGGUGCAGGUACGCCAUUAAAGAAAAAAGCUGUGGCGACGGGGAAAAACCCGUUGCAGAAAGGCGUCCUCACAGAAGAUACCCCUUUUCUUACGCUCGUGAUUCCAGACACCUCGUCUCAGGCGCCAGGGCCGCUGGCAGUGCUGCAAGGCAGAUUCAAGUUGCUACUGCCUCUCCAUAAUACGAGUGAGCUCCUUAGGAGGAGAAGAAAUUUCAACACCACAGAAGAUCCAUCGAAGCAAAACAGGGGAGCUACCCACCCAUCCAACUGCCGUGCAUGCUUCCCACAAUAUUGGUGUGUAGAGUGUUCUGUGCCUUGUUAUGCAUGCGCUGCAAAUGUGAACAUAGGCUUCUUUGGAGGCACGGAGUCCGGGGUUUCUGUGCUCGAAUACAUCCCCGCGCCUCGUGUCGGGAAGCUAGCAGGGGAGUGGUGUUUUACCGCUCGUUCCCCUCCGCUAGAGGAAGAUCUCCCUUUAACUCCCUCUUCAGAAGACCUUUCAAGUGCCUCAACAGCGCUGCAAAACCACAAAGAAAUGCAGACGGGCACAAGAGUAGACAGUGCCGCUGCAACCGUUGGCAAAGCAGCAUCUAAAGAUACGCCUCGGCCUGUUGUUUUUUCCUUCACCGACACGCAAGCGGGAACGCUGCCGGCCUCCGGAACCCUCGGACCUACAUUUGAGUUGCUGCCUGCUGUUGCAGAGUUAGCCUGCGACUCCUUCAUGGAACCAGGACACCCCAGCAUAGAUCAGGCGCAACAGGAAGCGGCCCACUUGUUUAAAGAAAACGCUGGAGAGCUAUUGACCGGGGGCUCUUUUCUGCCUCUACACGCGGAAGCGAUUGUGCAGGCUGACAGCUUGUCAAACCCACAGAUGGAGGGACGGCCACUGACGCGCAAGGCAUCCGAGGCAUCUUCAGCGCUCGCCUCCCCUCCUGCCGGAUUUGUUUCUACAUCUCUUUCCGAACUUUCACCAAACCCUAGGGACUCCGAAGGGUAUUCACCAGCCGGCUUCGCGGCAGGAAGAGAGAGGAAGAGGAAACUCUUCUCUCGCAUAUUCGGAGGCCUGCGUGAUUUCAGGCGAGGAGGCGACGUAAGCAAGAACGGCGCUGAUGGGUCAACAACAGAUGCAAAGGGAACUGGCUUAGGCGAUGAGUAUUCAGGAAGGUUGAUAACAGAUGAGUCUACAGGAAGGCUCGUAAACAGUCGUCGACACGAAGAAAACAAGAAUACUGGGGAGGAAGCAGAAGCUUCUAAACGAAGGCUGCAGCAGCAAAAUGCAUCAACAAAGUGCCAAACCCCCCCAUAUAUACUAGCGGUAUCGUUUAACCCGAUGACUGACGCUCAGGGCAGUGGAUUUCGAGCAAGGGAACUCUGGGUGCAUAUACACCACGAAGUCACCUCCCAGGGAAUGUAUGAUGACCUACUACAGGACUGCCGUCUCGGCAGGGUGUACAUUCAGCUGAGCACAGCACUCGCUUAUUACAACGUCUUCUUUUGGAACGAUGUGGAACACCACAGUUUCCUCCCCCUGGCUGUCGGCUGUAUGCUCAAAUACGAAGUUCCGCCGUCACUGCAAAGCAGUGUCGCUUCCAUCUGA
Molecule: messenger RNA, 2388 nt
Organism: Eimeria acervulina
Lineage: Eukaryota; Apicomplexa; Conoidasida; Eucoccidiorida; Eimeriidae
Exons: 3
Coding region: 1-2388 (795 amino acids)
Source: RefSeq, a predicted model, not a curated record